CUUAAAAAAAAAACAAAGGCUUGCUAAUAAAAACUCAGUGGUAUGCAAAUUUAAUUGCAGUCACCUAGGUGAUAGAGGAUAAGGGCCUAAACCAUGGCAAUGAUAGAAUAAAGAAAGAAUUUAGAAGUCAUUCUGAGGAAAGAAUCAACAGAAUGUGGUGACCAAGUCUCUAUUCUACCUGAUAAGUUCUUUACUUUCUUUGAACUACUCGAAGUUCUACCAUAGUCUAGAAGUCUGCCAAAAUGUCUGAAAGAUCAGAUCUCCUUCACUUCAAGUUUGAAAAUUAUGGAGAUUCAAUGUUACAAAAAAUGAACAAAUUAAGAGAAGAGAAUAAAUUUUGUGAUGUUACAGUUCUCAUAGAUGAUAUUGAGGUACAAGGGCAUAAAAUUGUGUUUGCUGCAGGUUCCCCCUUCCUAAGAGACCAGUUUUUACUGAAUGAUUCCAGAGAGGUGAAAAUCUCCAUAUUGCAGAGUUCCGAAGUGGGGAGACAAUUGCUCUUAUCCUGUUAUAGUGGUGUUCUGGAAUUCCCUGAGAUGGAACUGGUCAAUUACUUGACUGCUGCAAGUUUUCUUCAGAUGAGCCACAUUGUAGAACGGUGCACGCAGGCCUUGUGGAAGUUUAUAAAGCCAAAACAACCAAUGGAUAGUAAAGAGGGAUGUGAACCGCAGAGUGCUUCUCCCCAGUCAAAAGAACAGCAGGGAGAUGCCAGAGGCUCCCCAAAGCAGGAUUCACCUUGUAUUCAUCCAUCUGAAGACAGUAUGGAUAUGGAGGACAGUGAUAUUCAGAUUGUUAAGGUAGAGUCUAUUGGGGAUGUAUCCGAGGUUAGAAGUAAAAAAGAUCAGAAUCAGUUUAUUUCUUCUGAACCCACUGCUUUACAUUCAUCAGAGCCCCAGCAUUCCCUGAUAAAUUCAACUGUGGAAAACAGAGUAAGUGAAAUAGAACAAAACCAUCUCCACAAUUAUGCCCUCUCUUACACAGGCAGUGAUAAUAUCAUCAUGGCCUCAAAAGAUGUCUUUGGGCCUAAUAUUCGAGGUGUAGACAAAGGCCUACAGUGGCAUCACCAGUGCCCAAAGUGUACCAGGGUGUUUCGUCACCUGGAGAACUACGCCAACCAUUUAAAAAUGCACAAACUCUUUAUGUGUCUACUCUGCGGCAAGACUUUUACUCAGAAAGGCAACCUUCAUCGACACAUGCGUGUACAUGCCGGCAUUAAACCUUUCCAGUGUAAGAUCUGUGGGAAAACCUUUUCUCAGAAGUGUUCCUUACAGGAUCAUCUUAACCUUCACAGUGGAGAUAAGCCCCAUAAGUGUAACUAUUGUGACAUGGUUUUUGCACAUAAGCCAGUUUUGAGGAAACAUCUUAAACAGCUGCAUGGCAAAAACAGCUUUGAUAAUGCCAAUGAAAGAAAUGUGCAAGACCUCACAGUGGAUUUUGAUUCUUUUGCAUGUACAACAGUCACAGACUCUAAAGGGUGUCAGCCACAGCCUGAUGCAACACAGGUCCUGGAUGCAGGUAAACUGGCCCAAGCGGUCUUGAACUUAAGAAAUGAUAGUACUUGUGUGAAUUGAGUAGGGGCUUUAUGCUCACAACUUAGAAUGGAUUGAAAACGUGGCAAUACUCUCAAGUCUUUUUAGGAGCGAUUUUGCUAGUGUGAUUUCUCCAAAGCCUCUGUGUGGGUCGUAGGGGUGAGUCAAAGCACUAAUAGACCAGGCAACAUACCACUUGUAGUGGUCUUGCCUUCCUUUUGCCCUCUCCCAUUCUGUGUUUUGAAUUAUUUAUCCUGUGAUGUCUGUUUUCCUUUUCCAAGGAGUAUUCCAUUUGUCUACCUAACAUUGACUUUUGUCUUAGACUAACACUAUUUUAGGCUUUUCACUGGGCACAUUCUGAAGGUACCAGUAAGUUAAUAACAUCACCUACAGUCCACUGAUAGAUGCUAUUUUAAGAGAAGCGAAUAGUGGGGUUUUUUUUUGUUUUUUGGUUUUUUUUUGGUGGUUUUUUUGUUUUGUUUUGUUUUGUUUUUUGGCAAAAAAUAGGCUGAGAUAUAAGGUGACAGUGCUCUUGGCCUGUAUAUGUGAUAGAGCUUCCAGUUGCCUAUUGUUGAUUGCCUACUGAUAAUGAAUCUGCCUCCUACCAUUUGUACUUGUCUUGAAGCUGGCUAUGAAGUAUUUGGGGUUGUUAUGGACUGUCUUCAACAGUAUUAUGGCCCAACUUCGUGUCACUGAGUUGUUCACAGAGACAAGAGUACAGUCUUUUCGGCAACACCUACAGACAAAUAGGGAUCAGCAUGAGGAGCCUAAUUAACAAAGAACAGAAGUACAAUUGUUCAAUAGCACUUACGUAGCAAGUCUUCCCAAAAAGAAGCCAAAUGCUUAUAAUUAAUGUGUAACUUAUUUGUGGAUGUAUUUGAAGUCAAGAUUGCUCCAGGCACAGUUAAAAUGUGCCAAAGUAUAAUGGUCUCUCUAAAAAGGGGCUAUUUGGGAGUCCCUCUCUGGACUUUAAGAGGUUAGCCAUCAGAAAGGUGAAUUUGGCCUUCAGAGUUUUGUCUGGUGCAAUAUAAUCUCUGAAUUCCCAUCUCUUACAACUACUACACUAGUUUCUAAAAUGGAUGAAAAAAGUGGAUCCCAGCAGAGCAAUGAAGUUUUUGCAUUCAGAUAUUCCUGUAAAGGUACACAGUCCCAUCUUGCCAUGUUUAAUAGAUCACGAAUACAAAAUUAAUCUUCCAAUAUGGGAAAACACACUUGUUUUUCCUAAAGCACAUAUUAUAGUUCAGAAAUAAAAUUUUGAGUCUUAGUAGCUUUUAACUCAUGAGUUAGAUUUAGGUAAUAGUCCUAGAGUCCUUAGAGAAUCUUAAGAGAUCAUAUACUUCACCUCUUUUUUUUUUAAGUUGGGGUAUUGGGGUAUCCAAAGCUCAAAGAGGUGGCCUGGCCAAAGUUGGCCAUAGUAGAGAAGUGACUAAGAAUGAGCUAAUGUCUCCUUAUUUCUCACUAUCUCUUGGCUUAAAAAGAUUUAGUUACAUGAUCAAGCAAAAAGCUCCCAGUUUGUGCUUCACUUUUGGGAACACUGUUGGCUUUUUGAAAGAGCCCAGAUUUUGCAAACAAAACAUUGCAGGAAGGAUGUAUUUUUAUUAAUUAUUUUUUGGUUGGAAUGAAUAUACCAUUCUUCUCAAGGAAGUGACUGGUCAGGGAGGGAAAGGACAAGUAAGAACAAUGUGAGAAGGAUCCAAAUGUGAAACUGAUGUUGUCUGGAAGCAGUGUUUAUUUUCCAUCAGGAUUUUUUCUGUUUUUAUCUUUGAGCUACAAGAAUGCAUGUACAGGUAAACCAAAACUGAAGUUUAACUUGAGUAGUCACAGGGAAUUCUUAAAGUUGUUAUAAUUUGAUGCAUUUACAUGUGAACCUGAUUUGGGGUAUAAUUUCUACCUUUUGUUAAAACACUUAAAUGAGAAUAAAACUGAGUGAUAAGACUAAUAGGUAUCUUAUGCCUAAAGUCACUCAUUUUUAUGUUCUAAUGAUGCUACCUAGCAUUCUGAUUUUUAUAUGAUCCAGCCAAAGAGUACCAAUCUAUGCAACAGAUGUUAGUAUACAUUAGUAAACAUUAAUGUUAGUAAACAUUAACCAAUGUUUCUCUGAACAUCAUUUCAUCAAAGGGAAAUUUCAAGUUGGAGUGCUUCCUUUGCUUACAUUCAUGUCCUGUUUUUGUUACUUGUUUCAAGACUGUAAGGCAUGGGUUCAAAUAAGAUUGGUCUCUUUGGUUGGAGACUAUCUCUGGGUUCAUUCAAUCAGUUGAGAAACAUUGGGCACCUUCAUUACCAGGCAUUAUGCUAGAUACUGAGGAUAUGAAGGUAAGAUUCCUGCAGUUCCUGCCCUCACAGAGCUUAUGGUCUCAUAUGGUUUCAUACAGUCUUAUGUGGUCUUAGAGAAGGUGAUUUAAACUAGGAAUAAUAAAGAAAAUGCCCUGCCUCCUUUCACUUAAAAUCAGUAUCUUGAUGGUUUUUCAUCAGUAAACUUCUAGUUCUCACCAUUUGCAACUGCAAACCACUGAAGUGAUUUACAGUCUCCUCCAUUUCUUGGCUGGAGAGGUGUUCUGUUUCUGUGAGACAUUUUCUUAGUUUUGGUGGGACUUGACUUUUUUCCCCUUGUUUACAUAUGUUUCUUAGAUUGUGUUGCAAAGUGGUCAAAAUAACUGGUAUCAAAUACAUUUUAUAAGGGAAGAUGACUUUCAAAAUUAGUCAUAUUCUUACAGAGGAGGAAGAUUUUUUAAAACUUUAGUCAUUCUGCAUUUAUAUUUUAUGGAUCCCCAGGAUAACUAAAAAGGACUCUCUUUACCAUAGUUUGUUUUUUAAAUUACCUUGUCACCGUUAUUUAUUUAUUAUUUAAUUUUAAAGACAAACUCCUAACUGAAGUGGCUCUGAGGUAAAUCAGAUGUGGUUUUGUUUUACUUUAUUAGAAGAUCUUCUAUAAACGGAGGGUGACCAGUGUCACCACUUCUAAAAUAUUGUCCUAAACAAACCAGAAUAUUUUAUUUCAGCUGGCGAAUAGCUGUUCUAAAUCUGUUGUAUGUUAGACAUACUAUGAACUACCUCUUCACUUAUUACGGGGAAGUUUCCUUAAUAAAAGUGUGAAAAUUAUA
Molecule: messenger RNA, 4627 nt
Organism: Canis lupus familiaris (dog)
Lineage: Eukaryota; Metazoa; Chordata; Mammalia; Carnivora; Canidae
Gene: ZBTB26
Product: zinc finger and BTB domain containing 26
Exons: 2
Coding region: 243-1568 (441 amino acids)
Biological process (GO): regulation of transcription by RNA polymerase II
Cellular component (GO): nucleus
Molecular function (GO): DNA-binding transcription factor activity, RNA polymerase II-specific; RNA polymerase II cis-regulatory region sequence-specific DNA binding; protein binding
Source: RefSeq, a predicted model, not a curated record